This is a messenger RNA of Sclerotinia borealis F-4128, 393 nucleotides long. The record is from the annotation of a GenBank genome assembly. NCBI's taxonomy places the organism in Eukaryota, Fungi, Ascomycota, Leotiomycetes, Helotiales, Sclerotiniaceae.
AUGUCUAAACAAUACUCGGGACCUAUUCCCUCGAAGCUUACAUUGCUUGCCGACCUUCAACAGUUUUCACAAGGGGAUAAGGUUCGAUUUCUAGGAUGUGUGACAAGCUAUGACAAGAACUCUGCUCUUCUUAUGUUGGAACACAACUUUCCAGUUAGUAACGGAAUAAAAGCCUAUGUCAACGUCAAACUUCUGCUUGAUAGCUUGAAGUCUCAUGAGACUCGAAUUGGAGAGUGGGUCAACAUCGUGGGUUAUAUAGCAGAUUUAAGGGGCCAACAAGAUACCAAAGAUCGUCUACCAGGGAUUGAAAUAUAUAUUCAAGCAAUUGUCUUAUGGUCAUCUGGUCCCAUACAGCUUGAUGCAUAUGAAAGAAGUCUUAUGCCUCGACAUUGA